Trypanosoma conorhini is the source of this 324-nucleotide messenger RNA. RefSeq lists its product as uncharacterized. The record is from RefSeq and is a predicted model, not a curated record. The transcript has a single exon. NCBI's taxonomy places the organism in Eukaryota, Euglenozoa, Kinetoplastea, Trypanosomatida, Trypanosomatidae. Bases 1 to 324 code for a protein of 107 amino acids.
AUGGAGGCCACAACAAAGUCUGGGAACACGAUCACGCUGGACACGACGCACGACACCGGCUUCGGAUUUCGCCCGGGGGACAUCGUGCACUUCUCGAAGAGCCUGCGGAACGGCAAAGUUGCUCUCAUUCGCGGCAGGGCGGAUGGACUCUUGUGGUUCUCUGUUUUUCGUACUGUAGAGGAGGCGGAGGCGCCGGCGGCGUUGCAGGCCCCGGUGGACACCGCCAGCUGCCGCGCCAAGGAAGAGUUCCUGCGCCAGUUUGGAUGGGUGCUGGAUGCCAAGACAAACCCCGCGGCCCGAGGCGCCGGCGCAGGAGCGAACUGA